UACAACUGAACUGUUUCCAAGAGAGAAAGAGAGAGGGACAAAUAUUUAGCAGACACACCUUAAUAACAAGAGAGGUAAUCUGGAAGUGAACUGAUGCCGUUUCUCCUUCUGAGGUCAGUCUGAAGAACUUUCCACAGAGAAGUACCGUUCAAGAUUGAUUUUGAGUUCUGGACCAGGCAGAAGUACCAGAAAGAUUGUCCCGUGUGCGGAGCAUAAUGGCCGAGCCGGACUAUAUGGAUGGUGACAGUGAAGAACUCAUUAAACCCCAGAAACUCAUCAACCCGGUGAAGACUUCUAGAAAUCAUCAGGAUUUGCACAGAGAGCUCCUCAUGAACCAGAAAAGAGGCCUUGCUCCUCAAAAUAAGCCAGAACUCCAGAAGGUGAUGGAGAAGAGGAAGAGAGACCAGGUGCUGAAGGCUCAGAAAGAGGAGCUGGAGGCCCACAAGAGAAGAUCAGACCUUGAAAUCGAACUCAUGAAGAGACGGGAGACACUUGAACAGUUGGAACUAGAGAAUGAUAAAAUCGAAGAGGAGCAAGAAAACACCCCAGAGUUCAUCAAAAUGAAAAGCAAUCUGAGAAGAACCAAACAGGAAGUGGAUGGGCAGGAGCGUGCCACCUAGAAACAUUUGUUGACAUGACAACUAGACUGUGGUUUGUGGGGAUUUCCUGGUGUUCCUUCCCCAUGUGUCCCUGUGAAACACGUGAUUAUAGAUGAUUGGUUCCAUUUGCCUGCUUGCAGACUCAGCCAGUAUUCACUCAGCCUCUUGUCCUGAACAACAAUCAUAAAUAAUGAGGAUAACUUUACAUACUUAAUGUACUCAAACAAACUCUUGCACAUGGGCACAGCCUCUUUGCCACUGGUUGGCUUCAAAGUACAUGCAUGGUGGAACAGAAUCAAGACGAUGUGGUUGUGGUUGAGGGCUUUUUCUUUUACUUUUUUUGGAGGGGGACACAUUUUUGCUAUUUUUAUUUUCGAAAGCCGAAAUGGAACACUGGAUGGACUCUUUUAAGCCAAAAACAAUGCUCUUUUAUUUAUGCUCAGUGUAAGCUUUUUGUUAGCUUUUUGGCUCCUCAAGUUCAAGACUCACAUUUUCCUCAUGGUUGAGGAUAUAAAAAAGAAAAAGUGACCUAAAUAUAAAAUUCCAACAGUGCAAGUUUUGCUUGUGUGAUGCGCCAUGCUUGCUUUUUAUAAAUUGUAAUAUUUGUGCUCUCCCUCUGCUAAAUUUCAUAAGUAAUACUAGUUCUAGGUUUGUGAAUUUUCUUUAACAAAUGUUUUUGUUAUACUUUUUUACAAAUAUGUUACUAAUAACUUAAUACGCUUUAGUUCAAUGUGAUAUUCAAUGCAAGGGCAUUGGUUUUCCUUCACUUGAGUGGUAGCUGUUUGCAAUCAGAAAAGUCGAAAGAGAACAUAAGAAGUUUAUUAAAAGAGACACUUGGUUUUGUGUAGAUUUGAGCCAGUAAAUAACCAUUCUUUGUGCUCCCUUAAAACUUCUUUUAAUAAAUAUUAUUUUAUCAUGUUGAAUUCUACGUUAAUUCCAUCUCUGUUUGAAUCUCUGCAUGAUCAAAAGGAAUCUCAUAAAGAGAUUUUCUACUACCACAAUGGAAAUUAAAAAUACCACAAUUAAGUAUUUUAUUCAGAUGAUUGUCAGAUAGUAUAAAUGAGAGAAUGGAUAAAAAAUAAGUCAAGCAAAUUCAAGCAUUCACAGAAGAUAAAAAGGUAGGAGCUGGUGAGUCAUAAGGCGUAUGCACAGCAAGAUCUGCACCUCCCAUGAAAUAAAAUGAAACUGUCCCUUUGAAGGGAUCAACCUGUGUCUAAAACACCAUUCAAGGCUCUUAUUUCUAUAUCUGAACCCCUCAAACCCUAUACCUGUCUUUAAAUUUCUUAUAGUAAGUAUAGUGACACUUUUAUUAUUAUUUAGUGUCUGACAAUGCAGCAAAUUUAUAGUCAAAUGCAUAGGGAAUAUGUUCCUCCAAUGACGUGAUAAUGACCUCUUUUCAGUCACUACACAUAACAAAAUAAGAAAUACAGUAGAUAUGAAAAUAUAGCAAAUCUCAAUUCCAGGGUUUCUUAUGUAACUGCUCUAUGGAACAGCUGGCAACAGAAAUUGGAGUGAGUAAACUAUGUCAAAGAGACUAACAUGGUUGUGAAAAAUUGAAAGGACUUUAACAGCUGCAAUAACUCGUAUGUAAAAAUGUAAAUGUAAUUGUUUUACACUAUUUGGCAUAUAUUUAGCACAUUGUGUCCCAAAGGGGACUUAUCUUAUGAUCCAUGUAUGGUCUUUCAAAGUUUUGGCUUAUGGAAAAUUAAAUGGGUUGAAUCUGCUUUUUAAAGGGAUCAUGAUGAGCCUGCGGCUGCGCGCCCAUUGCAUACGGCGCCCCAACCCAAUUUGGAGGCGUCGGUUGUGACCAGAACGCAUCGGGACACCUGCUGCAAGGGUACUCCUGCCCUUAGGAAGCAGAGGUCUGUCCAGGGUUUGAAGGUUUGGCGGCAGGCAAAUAAAUAUAUAUCAAAUAUUUAUUCCUUGAGGUCCACUUAUAAAGUUAGUAAAGUUUAUUACACAAAAUACAGUCAUGUAUUUGUAAAACAUGAUCAUUUUCCACCCUCAUUCUGACCCUCUGUCAGAAACACUUGGUUUUGUUGCUUUUUCUCCUUUAAGACUUGCCAGUAAACGCCCAAUUUUCUGAUUGGCUCUCUGCUCUUGACUGACCUGCUCUUUCUACUUCCCAUCUCACUGCUCACUGCUACUGGAAGUGGUUAAAGGUAAAGUGGGCGUUGAUGUGUUGUGGAGGUGGUCGGAUGGAAAUCUCUACCGCAGUGUGACAUCACAAUGAGGAGGAAGUUGAAAAGGAGUCAUUUGUCAGAUUGGUUUCAACAAAUGCUCUUUUUGCAGUGAGGAGGAAGUUUUGAGUUUUGAAACUUAAAGUAUAUUCUUAUAAUACAAUGACUUCUUAGAUGUCAAAAGAUCAAGAAAAAUUUGAUUCCUCAUGUCAUGACCCAUUUAAGAAAACAAAUUAAUGAAACUAUGGGGCCUACUUUUCUUCUAGGUUGACAGUUUUAUAACUGAGAUUACUAACCAGAUUUGAUUUUUUUUUUACAGAAAGUGAAUAUAUCACAGAAAGUUUCUGCAAAGCUGUUUUAUUAAUGUCUUGAAAUACCACACAUUGGAAUAUAUAUUUGCCAAAACAAUACUGGCAUACCAUAUACUGUAUAUAAAAGUGUGAACAAAAAAGGAGGAAAAUAAAAU
Molecule: messenger RNA, 3245 nt
Organism: Xyrauchen texanus (razorback sucker)
Lineage: Eukaryota; Metazoa; Chordata; Actinopteri; Cypriniformes; Catostomidae
Product: protein FAM107B-like
Exons: 4
Coding region: 216-620 (134 amino acids)
Source: RefSeq, a predicted model, not a curated record